AGCGGUCCAUCUUAACCUCAUUUCUCACCUGAGGUGAUCACAGUUCGUGUGAACAGCCAUGGGGAACACAUGGGGAAAAUCGCUGAAUAACGCUUGGACUUCUCAUAAGAAAAAUGGGCCCUUCAUGUCAUCAUACCGCUACAUCCCACCUACAAUGGAAGACUGGAGGCUACAGAAAGGUGAUCUGCUGGAAGUGAUCGGAGAGACGCAGCAGUGGUUUUAUGUCAGGAAGCUGUCUCUGAGGAGCAGUAAGAGCAGGCGUCAUAGAGAGAAAAGAGGCUAUAUUCCUGCGGAGUUCAUGAAGCGGGUGACCAAUUUGGAGGCUCAGCCAUGGUACUUCGGAAAUGUUACUAAACGCCUGCGAGCCAAACGACAUCUGCUAAAAAAAGAAAACAGCGACGGAGCCUUUCUCGUCUGGAAGUGUACCGCGGAAAAUCAGUAUUAUUUAUCAGUAAGAUGUGGCGAAAAUGUGAAGCACUACAAAAUUAAAGAAGUCAAUGGAUCAUUCUUCCUCGUGUCAAGCAAGACAUUUCCGACCAUCUGUGCAUUGGUUGAAUCGUACUCCAGGGACCCAGGGGUACUUUGUCGCAAGCUUAACAAGUCUUGCCUGACAGUAAAGAAGCAGCCUUCUUCUGUGGGGCGUAAAGAUAAGGACUGGGAGGUGGACAGAGGAUCUUUUGUGAAAGUGGAAAAAAUGGGGAGUGGGGAGUUUGGAGAAGUAUGGCAAGGUGUAUGGAACAGCAGAGUGGAGGUGGCUAUAAAGGAGUUCAAAGCGAAGAGCCCAGAUAACCUGAACGAAAUUGAAAUCAUGAAGCAGUUGCACCAUGAACGGCUCCUCAAGCUCUAUGCAGUCUGUACCAGGGACGAGCCGGUCUGCUUAAUCACUGAGUUCAUGAAGAACGGCACCCUGCACCAAUAUCUCAGAGAGCAUAAUGAAAUGAAAGACAUAGAAUUCCCCAGAAUGGUGAACUUUGCUAUUCAGAUUGCAGAAGGAAUGGCUUUCCUAGAGGCUAAGAAAAUUGUGCAUCGAGAUUUACGGGCAGAAAAUGUCCUACUGGAUGAUUCCGGGUGCUGUAAGAUUGGAGAUUUUGGCCUGGCACAGAGCACAAGUUCAGGAGAACAGGAAAUUUUAAUGAGUACAAAGCUUCCUGUGAAAUGGAUGGCCCCAGAAAUUUUUACAAGAAGCAAAUACACAAUAAAGUGUGACGUGUGGUCAUUUGGAAUCGUAUUACAUGAAAUUGUCACCUUUGGAGAGGAACCAUACUUAGGUCAAAGUAAAGCAUUUUGUGUGAAGGGAGUACAGAAAGGAUACCGAAUGCCCAAAGCACCCAACUGCUCCCAGUUCCUAUAUGAUGUAAUGCUUCUUUGCUGGAGGUCGAACAGCGAGGAACGGCCAGGAUUCGUCGAGCUACAGGAUAAGCUGAAGGCUGCAAUUCAAGAACCUGCAUCGGAGGAAAAAGAGAUAAAUACAGAAGAGAAGGACUGCACAACUUCACUGUGAAGUCUGGGAAUCUGUUAAAUAUGUUAACAGGUGUGGAAAUGAAGAAUUUUUGCCACUAACCAACUAGGCUACUUCAGUUAAAUAUGUAGUCUGACAGGCCAUGUUUUUACUAGCCAGCGGAAAACGUUUUUGCACUCCUCCUUUGUCUAACUUACUUGCUUCAAGUAAGUGACCUUAAUUUCCAGCCAAUCGCUUUCAUGCAUUCCCUAGAAUUUUUAUAAAUAUAGGUGAAAAGGGACACAAUAGUUAGGAUUAGUGCACAACUUUGUAUGAAAUAGAAGGACUUCUGCCAUUUUUGUAUGUGUAAAAAUGUAAAUUGUUAUACUUAAGACUCCAUGGUAUGUUUUCUGUGAGAGUUUUUUUUUAUACAAGUUAAAUCUACCGAACGUAAUUUCCAGAUCUUGGGGACAGAUUACUGAAAGGAUAGAAUUGUACGCAACAUCUUAUUAUAAAUGUUGUUUAUGGAGAGAAUUAUUUUUUAAUUCUUUUCUUCCUUGUUAGCUGUGCCAAAGGACGCCUGGCACCUUAACUGGUAGAGACUGAGCCUAGAGGAGGAAUUUCCGUCUUGUUCCCUGCAUACUAAUAAGCGGAACUAAAAAGCUGUGAUUUUUUAAUUUAAUUUAAUUAUUUUUGCAAAGUAGCGAUAGCUACCUUCAUGCGUUUUUGUACACUUACAAUUGCUCAAAAUCUUAUAUCCCGCAUGAACUCAUAAGGAUCAUAAAACAAAAGAACUCUCAGCCACAUUUUUGGCUGUCGAUUUAAUGUAUCAUCAGCCAUGUGUUAUAGGGAGCCUGAAUCCCACGCCUGUUCUGUAUGCGUCUGUGUGGAGUUUCUCUUGGUGUGGGAUUUCUUCAGAUGCUCCAUCAGUCCAGCACUAUGUGAUUAGGUAAAUUGGUGUUUCUGAAUUGCUCCUGAAUGUGUUCAUUGCAUGUGCACUUUCACAGACUAACAUCCUCCCCCGGGGCUCCCCUGUGUUGCCUGGGAUAGACUCCCAGCUCUCUGAUACCCACUGUCAAGGAUAGAUGUGUGAUGGAUAUAAACCAUUUUGGCAUUUGUUAUAUGGGCUUUGUAUUUGACCUUUGUUAUAUGAACUAUAAUUAUUCCAAGUCAGUGGUUCAAAAAGUCUUUAUACCUCCACUUCAGUAAUACUUAGGUUCUUCGCACAGUGUUUGCCUCAGUGGGCUGAGCCUCUGUACUUGGAACCAGAAGGUUGUUGAUUCAAGCCAGGCCUCAGCAGAACAGUCACGUCUGUAGGCCCUUGAGCAAAGCCCUUAAUCCCCAGCUGUGUCGGUGUCCCUGCCAAGCUGGCCCUCACCUGCAUAAGCAUCUGGAGAGCAAGAUGGGGUAGGAGAAAAGAAAAUCUCCCCACUGGGAUCAAUAAAGUGUCAUCAUUUCAUGUCA
Brienomyrus brachyistius is the source of this 2902-nucleotide messenger RNA. RefSeq names its product tyrosine-protein kinase SRK2. Bases 59 to 1501 code for a protein of 480 amino acids. Lineage: Eukaryota; Metazoa; Chordata; Actinopteri; Osteoglossiformes; Mormyridae. The record is from RefSeq and is a predicted model, not a curated record. Gene Ontology annotation, cellular component: extrinsic component of cytoplasmic side of plasma membrane. The transcript has 9 exons. Gene Ontology annotation, molecular function: signaling receptor binding; ATP binding; non-membrane spanning protein tyrosine kinase activity. Gene Ontology annotation, biological process: protein phosphorylation; cell differentiation; innate immune response.